UGAACCCAUUUCAGGCCUAAAAUGAUAGGCUCGAGGUCAGUAAGGGGUCAGAGGGUAAAGGCUAUUCACCCAGCAUUCCCAGCUGCAGGAUACACAGCCAUCUUGGAUCUACGAGCAGAGGGGAAAUUAAUGCGGUGACGAACGGUAUGUUCAGUGCUACAAGAAAGAAGUUUGUAGAGGGGGUCGAAAGCGACUACCCUGAUGAGAGUAUGUACUAUGGCCAGCCGUCGAUGUUCCCUCAUCGAUCGGAGAAAGAUAUGCUGGCAUCUCCUUCGCCGUCAUCGUCAGGUCAAUUGUCGCAGCUUGGUGCAAGUUUGUAUGGUCCCCAAAGUGCACUAGGCUUCUCAAUAAGGAGCAUGAGCAACAACAACCCUCAGUUAAACCGGAGUUUAACACAAGGUACUCAGUUACCGAGCCAUAGCACCCCAACAACAGGAGUCCCAACCAUGUCUCUCCAUACUCCGCCUUCGCCAAACAGGGGCAUUCUGCCUAUGAACACCAGGAACAUGAUGAAUCACUCACAAGUGGGUCAGGGUAUGAGUCUGGGUGGCAGGACAAGCAGUAUGGGAAGCUCAGGCCUCGGGAGCCCAAACCGCAGCUCACCCAGCAUCAUCUGUAUGCCAAAGCAGCAACCGGCACGACAGCCCUUCACCAUCAACAGUAUGUCAGGUUUUGGAAUGGGUCGAAGUCAGGGGUUUGGUAUGAACUCGUUAUCGAACAACAUCUUUAAUGGAACAGAUGGGAGUGAAAAUGUGACGGGACUGGACCUCUCGGACUUUCCAGCAUUAGCAGACAGAAGUCGGAGGGAAGGAAAUGGAAACCCAACACCAUUGCAUAAUCCGUUGGCUGGAAGGGCUCCCUAUGUUGGGAUGGUCACAAAGCCGUCAACUGAACAGUCCCAAGAUUUCUCGAUUCACAAUGAGGAUUUUCCUGCACUGCCUGGGCCUAACUACAAGGAUCCAACGCUGAGCACGGAUGAAAGCAAAUCACAGAACUUGAACUCAUCAACCAAGAGCAGCUCCAGUGCAGAUGGUCCCAAGUUCCCAGGGGAUAAGACAUCAGCACAGAACAACAACCAGCAGAAAAAGGGGAUUCAGGUGUUGCCUGAUGGCAAGGUGACAAACAUUCCUACUGGAAUGGUGACGGAUCAGUUUGGAAUGAUUGGGCUGCUAGCCUUUAUUCGAGCAGCUGAAACAGACCCCGGAAUGGUUCAUCUGGCGUUAGGAAGUGACUUGACCACACUGGGACUCAACCUCAACUCUCCAGAGAACCUGUAUCCCAAGUUUGCAUCUCCUUGGGCAUCUGCACCAUGCCGACCACAGGACAUUGAUUUCCACGUUCCAUCGGAGUACUUAACCAACAUUCACAUAAGGGACAAGCUUGCUGCAAUAAAACUAGCACGAUAUGGGGAGGACCUGCUGUUCUACCUCUACUACAUGAAUGGAGGAGAUCUCUUACAGCUUCUAGCUGCUGUGGAACUCUUUAACCGAGACUGGAGGUACCAUAAAGAGGAGAGGGUAUGGAUUACAAGAGCACCUGGCAUGGAGCCCACUCUGAAGACCAACACUUAUGAGAGGGGGACAUACUACUUCUUUGAUUGUCUUAACUGGAGGAAGGUUGCUAAGGAGUUUCACCUUGAAUAUGACAAGCUUGAGGAGCGGCCUCAUGUACCAACCACCUUCAACUACAACCCGGCGCAGCAGGCCUUCUGAACCGGAGGUGCUCAGGUUCUCUGAGCUGCAGAAACAGACCUCAGCACUAGACUUGGCCAACCACAAUCUGCUUUUAUUCCUCACCUGUCUGGACAAGGACUGCAGGAGGAGGGCAGGGGGUCUCUACCUUAACCAGUGAGGGGAGAUACCAUGCCUUACCAAUAAUGUGCUGCCCAAAAUGACACACACACCCCAUUACACUGUUUUUAAAUAUUCUCAUACCCUGUUUCUUUUCCUCCUUUUUCAUUUUGAGCACCCGUCUGUAUUUUGUUUACGCCUCAGAUCAAAAGCCUGUUUGGUCUUUGGCAGGAGAACUGACUUGCAGUACGACAAAAGGUUACGUUUCGUUUUCCGAAACGUACCAUGUUAGUAAACAGGACAGACACAAAAAUCAAUCCAAUACAUGUGAAUACAAAAGGGCGGAAGAAAAAUGCAAUGUUCAUUGUUGCACUAUUUAGUAAUAAAAGAACACAAAAAUUGUUUUGUGCUUUUUUUAUGUGGAAAAAAAUGCUCUUCUCCUGUUUUUGUCUGGAAGGAUUCACAGCCUACUGUUAACAUCAUGGAAUCUCUUGUCCUUUAGCCUUGUUUUUUUCCUUCUCCUCCAGAACAUUCCUUUGAUCUGUCAUCUUAACCGUGCAUUCGAUCCUACACCCGAUCAGGUCCUCUGCCUAACUCCAAUAAUUACAAAUCAGACUGUUUUAGUGACCAUUGUGGGAACAGCUUGUGGACCAUCCUCACCCAGGGGGUUAUGACUAAGCUACAUUGUUCCAGAUAAAACACUUCUCAGUCUUUGUUACAAUUUUGUAAUAAAUGUGUACAUUUUUUUUUAUUUUUUUGGACAUCACAUGAAUAAAGAUAUGUAUGUACGAAUGUGUAUAUAUUAUAUAUAUAGAUAGCUGUAUCUAUAUAUAUAUAUACAUGACGUCUAUUUUGGAAAAAGGUAAUUAUUCUUUGCUCAACCUCAUUUUUAGGAGGUGAGCAGUGGUGGCAUUAUGUGUUAGAAACAAACAAACAAAAAAUAGUGUUAAUCUUAUUGAGCUGCCAGACAGGGCUUCACACUUGUUACCCUGUGCACUUAAGACCAAGAUAAACAUUCAAAAAUAUGGAAGGCCAGAUUUUUUCGAACUAAGGAAAUCUAUACCCCAAAGCCCCAAAAGAGUAGGUGGAAACAUUUCACAUGCAGCUGUUUGAAUAGAAACAUUUCAUAGGAAAAGGAAAAUUGGUAAUACUGCUAACAAAAAAAAACAAAAAACAAAAACAAACCAGUCUUGUAUUUUCUGAAAACAUUGAACGCGUCUUUCUUUCCUUUGUAAUAAAGCAGAACGGCUUUCCUGAA
This is a messenger RNA of Tachysurus vachellii, 3048 nucleotides long. RefSeq names its product CCR4-NOT transcription complex, subunit 2 (gene cnot2). NCBI's taxonomy places the organism in Eukaryota, Metazoa, Chordata, Actinopteri, Siluriformes, Bagridae. Gene Ontology annotation, cellular component: CCR4-NOT core complex; P-body. The record is from RefSeq and is a predicted model, not a curated record. The transcript is spliced from 15 exons. Gene Ontology annotation, biological process: regulation of DNA-templated transcription; regulation of stem cell population maintenance; nuclear-transcribed mRNA poly(A) tail shortening. The coding region runs from base 147 to 1712 and encodes 521 amino acids.